This is a messenger RNA of Myxocyprinus asiaticus (Chinese sucker), 4518 nucleotides long. Its product is annotated as neuronal acetylcholine receptor subunit alpha-2-like. Lineage: Eukaryota; Metazoa; Chordata; Actinopteri; Cypriniformes; Catostomidae. Gene Ontology annotation, biological process: nervous system process; monoatomic ion transmembrane transport; signal transduction. The record is from RefSeq and is a predicted model, not a curated record. Gene Ontology annotation, molecular function: acetylcholine-gated monoatomic cation-selective channel activity; transmembrane signaling receptor activity. The transcript is spliced from 6 exons. The coding region runs from base 2149 to 4026 and encodes 625 amino acids. Gene Ontology annotation, cellular component: neuron projection; synapse; postsynaptic membrane.
UCAGAUGUGCCACUUGUAUAUAAUUCUGAUUCCAUGACAGAUAAAACUGUGAUAAAUUAUGUUAUCUUAUAUUUGAAGAGGUGUUAUGACCUUCUGAAAAAAAAUAACAACAAAUACUAGGUCCAGUACCAAUACCAGUAGAGUACUGAUUACCAAUUAUUUGUAGUUCAGUAAGUGCAAGGUUAAAAUGGCAUUCAUGGAGUCCACUUGCUUUAUGAGUGUAGCUGCACAUUUGAGCAUGAAUUAAAUUUUAUGUGAUGCAAUUCAGUAUAUUAAACCCAUAUUUCUGUCUAUUACAGCACCCUCAAACUGCUCUCCCAUACAUAAUUCUGGUCAAAGCUAUAUCUGUGUAUUGAUCAUAGCUGACAUGAUAUUAUAUGUGGUUAUAUUAAAUAUGCAUUCAGGGUGUGAAAAUUUGUUAUUCAAUAUGAUGGUAUUGAUCCAGAAUGAGUUGAAUCAUAUGUGAGAGAGAGAGAGAGAGAGAGAGAGAGAGAGAGAGGAUGCCUCAGUCAUGUCCUUAAUGAAAGUCUGGAUAUUGCGAUUCAAGGUUGAAUUCAUUCACGUGGAGGACAAUGUUCUCUGUGGGCAUUUGCAAAUGGCAUCUGAUGAAACAAAUUAUGAAUGUUGAUGACGGAGUCCUUAUUCACAGCCAGAAAAUACCUGUUCGUAGCUGGUUUGUGUCCAGCAAUUAGUGUUUGUAGGUAAACAAAUGGGUUUAAACAGAAAUGUUUCUUUUAUUGCCUCAAUAUCAGGUAAAGAGAUAACUCUGCCGGCUGUGAGAUAGAAACCUUUCACACUGAGCAUUUCACAACAAUAUGUCUCCAAGGUGUUUUGUGUGUGGUGAAAAUAUAUUGUAUACUCUCCUACAAGUUCGGUUAAUUUGAAAUCUGUAUUAUUUAUAAGGAAAUUGUAGGCCAUCCAUGGCUGAUUCAUUGUCUCUCCAGACAGAUGGUUAAUCUGUUUCUUGGACAGGCUCUUGGUGGAUUGCAGGUGUGUGUUGGAUUGAAAAAUCGCAUGGAUAAAUAUUUUAUUUACUUUCUUUUUAAAUGCUAAUCUUUUCCUGAUAGCAGCUCACAGUACUUACUAAACUGCAAGACAUGCAUGUCUUAUUGUACAAUAUAAAAAAAUACACUGUGGUGCAAUAUAUGGCAUGCAUAACAGCCUUGUAUUGUACUGAAAUCUGCAUAACAGAUAUUUAAACCAAAAAUACAGUAUAUAUAGUCUAACAGCACAGGCACAUCCUAUAAGGGACAGAGUGUCUCUCAUUGUAAUUAACAGGCAGGAAGCAUCCUGAGUCUGGCUACCACAGCUGAUAUCUGCACUCUUAGAUCACUUUCAGACAUAUUUCUCUCUAUGUCUCCUUCACUCUGACUUUCUGUGACCCCUUUCUCUCUCAUAGGAUUACUCACCUGCUUACUCUAUCUUAACAUUGUUCCUUAAACACUAGGCAUUAAACACAUGUAAAUGUGUAAAACACAUUUAAAAUCAAACAUUAAAACCUGCUUACAUGGUCAGCUUAAAUCAAAACUGAUGUUUAUGUAAAUAUGGCAAGAAUUCUUAAAUCAGGCAUUUGGCCACAUCAUUUCAAGGGUUUUAGACCUUUCUGUCUUCUUUCUCUUUAUCUCUCAUUAUGUGACACAUUCUCAUGUAUAAGGCACAGCCUCCAGCACAUAACAUCUACUCAAUGUAAUAGGCAGAGAUUGGAAGGUGGAGGGGCUAGAGAGAGAAAGAGAGAGAGAGAGAGAGAGAUAUACUGUAGAGAGUGAAUGUGAAACCUCAACACUGAGAGAGAUAGACAGAGGAAGGGAAGGAGAGAAAAAGGAAGGAGACAAAAAAGUAACAAUAGCAAGAGAGGUAUAUGCAGGGGCACAAAACUCACUUUUACUGGAGGUUUGGAAACAAAUUUUGUGAAUGUAUUUUCAUGCACUUUUACACUUGCACUUUCAAGUUUAAUUGAGGAACAACUACUUUUUGAUUCAAUGUUGCAAAGUUUAUUUAGCAGUUUUGCAGUGAGGUGAGUUAACAGAAUUUUUAAUUUAACAAAAUAUAUAAAUUAUUUUAUAGAACUUUAUUAGAUCAAGUGGACAUCUUUGCUGAAAUUCUUGCAGAACACCAGAGUGGGAUAUUAUCUGACAUCGAGUGAACAAGAUGAGAGCUGCGUGGAGUGUCUUCUUUCAUGUGUCUGUCUGUCUGCAGCUGUCGUACGUGUGUUCCACCAGUCCACCUGCUCAUGCAGAAGAAAGACUGCUCCAGUCUCUGUUCAGCAACUACAACAAGCUCUCUCGUCCUGUAGCAAACAUCUCAGAUGUGGUUCUGGUCCACUUUGGUCUGUCUAUCGCUCAGCUUAUUGAUGUGGAUGAGAAGAAUCAGAUGAUGACCACAAACGUCUGGGUGAAACAGGAGUGGAACGAUUACAAGCUGCGCUGGAACCCAGAGGAGUACGAGAAUGUCACCUCUAUCAGGAUCCCCUCUGAGAUCAUCUGGAGACCGGAUAUUGUGCUCUAUAACAAUGCGGACGGAGACUUUGCGGUAACUCACCUGACUAAAGCCCAGGUGUUUUACAAUGGCAGGAUCAAAUGGAAUCCUCCUGCCAUUUACAAGAGCUCCUGCAGCAUUGAUGUCACCUUCUUUCCCUUCGACCAGCAGAACUGCAAGAUGAAAUUCGGCUCUUGGACAUACGAUCAGGCCAAGAUUGACCUGGUGAGCAUGGCCAGUGAUGUGGACCAGAUGGACUACUGGGAGAGUGGGGAGUGGGUCAUUGUAAACGCUGUGGGAACUUACAACAUCAAGAAGUAUGAGUGCUGUACGGAAAUUUACCCAGAUAUCACCUACUCCUUCAUCAUAAGACGUCUUCCUCUGUUCUACACCAUAAAUCUAAUCAUCCCCUGCCUGCUUAUAUCUUGUCUGACCGUGCUUGUAUUCUAUCUACCCUCCGAAUGUGCAGAGAAGAUAACAUUGUGUAUCUCCGUCCUCCUCUCUCUUACUGUUUUCCUCCUGCUCAUCACUGAAAUCAUCCCAUCUACUUCGCUUGUUAUCCCACUCAUUGGCGAGUACCUUCUCUUCACCAUGAUCUUUGUUACUCUCUCCAUCAUUAUCACAGUAUUUGUGCUUAAUGUCCACCACCGUUCCCCACGCACGCACAGCAUGCCACACUGGGUCCGCCAGCUUUUCCUUCAUCUGGUGCCCCGUUACCUCUUCAUGAAGAGGCCACCUACCUCGGGUAAGAGGAACUGUGGUAAACUGAUUGAGAUGAUGCACAAGCCAAUGGGGUCGCAAUCCAUGUUUCUACGGAACACAAUUCUGGACACACCAUCACAGAGUCCCAUACCCAGUGUGGCUAUGACUCCUGUUGUCCAGUUGGAUCAAUUGCAGAGGGACUCCUCACCCAAACCCAUGCUUUUCUGCAGCUCUCCAAGUAGUCAAUAUUCCAUUCUGCAAGAGGAAACCACACAAACACCUCAAACACCAGUCCUCAGUUAUGCAUGUGCAUGCACAAACAACAUCUUUGCCUCUAGCACCUCUUCCUUUCCAGACACUGCCCUUGCAACACUGCUGCACACUUUCCCACUGGAUGGAGCUGAGUGUACAGACUGGGAGAUCCAUGGCCACAGUGCUGAGAGUGUCUUCAUGGAAGCCAAAGAGAGUGUUCUGGGGGCAGGGAGUUGUCAACAGUGUCUUACAUCUAAGGAGUCGAGUAUGCAGAAGCUUGAUCACGAUGAUGCAGGGUUUUGUACAAGACAUAAAUUCCCUAACGCUCAGAACUUCAGCUCCAACAGUGACUGCACUAAGGAUCUGAAUUCAGCAGAGCCAGUGAGUAAUCUGUCACAGUCCCUGCUGAGAGCCCUGGAAGGAGUUCAGUACAUCGCUGAUCAUCUCAGAGCAGAGGAUUCAGACUUUUCAGUUAAGGAAGACUGGAAAUAUGUCGCCAUGGUGAUUGAUAGAAUAUUCCUCUGGAUGUUUGUGCUGGUCUGCAUUCUUGGGACCGUCGGACUAUUCCUUCCACCGUGGUUGGCUGGAAUGAUCUAGAAUGUUGUGUGGAGCCUUGAUUGGCUCUGAGUGGGUGGACAAUGCCUUGCAUUGCCAUCACAAAAGACUUCAGUGACCACAUUAAGCAUCCAUUGUCAUGGAAAUUGCGUACCAUACUGUUCUUCUCUGUGACACAGUAAGUUAGUAGAGGGAUGUGAGGCUUAAAGUUGAAGUGUAAUUUUCAACAUUGUUAAAAUACUUUCUCCUAUUCCAGUUUAAUGUAUAGAUAACUAUACUGUAAGUAAGACAUGUGUAGGAUGAUGUCCUGAAGAGUGUGAACACUGUGGGCUAUUAAAACAUUGCUCUUUUUGUCUGAGCAGUCUAACUUGUCAACUUCUGGCUCAACCACUGGCAUGAGUUUGCCUGUUUGUUCAUGCAAUGGUAGGUGUGUUUGGGAAACCUGUUUGGAAUCAUUAUUUUUGCAAUUCAGUGGUGCAAAAAUUACACACUUUAUCUUUAAUUUAUUGUCUGGGUGUGUUAGCUGAGACUGCC